Pistacia vera is the source of this 1375-nucleotide messenger RNA. RefSeq lists its product as uncharacterized. Lineage: Eukaryota; Viridiplantae; Streptophyta; Magnoliopsida; Sapindales; Anacardiaceae. The record is from RefSeq and is a predicted model, not a curated record. The transcript is spliced from 4 exons. Bases 73 to 741 code for a protein of 222 amino acids.
CAGUAAAUCUGAAACCCGAAUUCAUCUUCAAAUCACAUCAGCUCUCGCUGUAACACUCCUCUUUGAAGUAACAUGGAUGAAGUAAAUUUCCACAUAGACGACAUCUGUAUGUAUGUUGAUAAUUUGAUGGAAAGGAAUUGGAAGGACUAUAGGUAUGAGCUCUAUCAGUAUUUUAAAGGGUUCAAGUCGACAGAAGAGGCACGCCAGUAUCCGUAUGGACAUGUCACACAAGAAGAUUGGAGUUGGUUAUGCACGUUCUUUGAAAAUAAGUACUCUGAGAGGCGGCCUAAGAAGGACCAUGCUUCUCGAGUACAGCUCCCAUAUAAACAUCGGGCAUGGAUAAAAUCCUCUUUAUGCCACAGUGAUGAUGACGACGAUGAUGAGGAGGAGCUAUUUCAUGACACACAUCUUCCAGCUGCAUCAAAUCCACCGACAGUGGAGUUGCAUGCUGACACAGGGGAGUUGCGCAAAGAGAUGGACGAGUUGCGUGCAAUGGUUAAUAAUCAAUGGGCAGGUGCAGAUAUGAUCAAUUCUAUCCUGCAGGAUCAGCAAGAACGAUUGAGGCGGUUAGAGGAGCGGGUCUUCAAUGAGAAAGACAAUGUUGCUCUGGAUCAAGAAGCAAAAGUUUGGAAUCAGGAAGAACGAUCGAGGCGGUUGGAGGAACAAAUCUUCGCUAGACAUGAAAACGAAAACAACUUAUCUGAUCCUGUUUUCUCUUCUAGCAUGCCUGGCCUUAAUUAGCCACAGAUCCACUUCUAAUUGUUCUUGAUAUAUGGCAUCAAGAGACUUGCAUAUUCCUCGUAACAGCCUAUCUGACACAGUGUUUGAACUUUAUACUUUCUUUUUCUUUUACUCGUUUUCUUAUUUUUCCUAUUUUAUAGUUCAGUUUUCCCGCACCAACAGGGACCUGCAAUGGUUUGCCUUUGCUGCGUGAAAGACCACCACUAUUGAUAGCCCACAACUCUCACUUUUGUUGGGAUCUACUGUAUCUCCAUUUCUUGAUUCCAGGUUUUCCUAGAACUCCAUCUAUUCUUCUCUCUCUUCUACAAAAAGAACCAAGUAAACCCAGAUGCAUUUACUGCAAAUCUCACUAACAAAGAGUAAUGUUAUUUUUCGCUAGCAUUUCUGGGUUUACUAGCAGGUUAUCAAAAAUAUUUAGUGGCAUUUGUUUGUCAUUCUUUAUAAUUUAUUUUGAGAUACUUUGAUAAAAGUUAUCAUAAUUCCCUUUGAAUUCGAAUUGCCAUCAAGUUUUAAGUUCCUAUCUUUCUUUAACCUCUGCUGGCAUGCAAUGCAAGCCACUGUGUCAUGUUUAUGACAACUAUAGUGUAAAUUUGUGUAUUACGAUACGAAUAAAAAAUUGUACCUGCAGUUUGAA